AUGCAUAUUAAUACCUUCCUUAUCACCGCCGGCUUUAUAGCCCUCGGCUCGGCAGAUAGCAGUGCCAAAACCUUCACUUCCGCCGGCACUGUUGACAAGGGCUUUAUAAUUCCGGAAAACCUUCCCGAGGGAGUUUAUACGGUGACCAUGGACGGGGCCGGUAAAGCCCACCAUAGCCGCGUCGCCGACCUGGGCGAGCCCAUCGUGGAUCCGGAGCCCCUCGUAGAGGCGCGCACCAGCUUCCCUCCUCCGCUGUUCCAAUGGAAAAAGCGCCAUUUUGACUACGACUGCGCAGAUCACGCCAGGAUGGAUCCGGACGCAACCGAUCGCGCGGUCGCGGGCGUCCGCAACGAGUGCGGCACGUCGUCUGGCCACUACUACGCCAUCGCGAACGGCGGCGGCCAGCGGAUCGCCGCCUUUUACUGCCGGUUUUCGGGCUCCGGCUCCUGUGGCGCUGAUCUCAGGUAUAGAUACGAGAGCAUCGCGGGGGUCUGUGGGAAGCACACCUCGGGCUGGUCCGACUGGUGGGUGGGCUCCAAGUCGCAAUUUGCCAUCGGGUACCUCCCGGUCAACCCGGGUGAGGUUUUCUGCGGGACGACCCGCGAUGCCGAGGCGAGGAGGGCUGAUUUGUAA
This is a messenger RNA of Pyricularia pennisetigena, 633 nucleotides long. RefSeq lists its product as uncharacterized. The transcript has a single exon. The coding region runs from base 1 to 633 and encodes 210 amino acids. Lineage: Eukaryota; Fungi; Ascomycota; Sordariomycetes; Magnaporthales; Pyriculariaceae. The record is from RefSeq and is a predicted model, not a curated record.